GCGGUUACUGCGACGAAGAGCGACCGCAAGAAAAGUGCUGAAAAAUAGAAAAUAAAGUGAAGACAUGAGGAGAGUUGACAUUAAACACACUGCGACCGAAUCCAACGGGUGAUCAGUGAUGAAAAGCGCCCGAAAGGACAUAAAUAAGAGCGGGAAUAGGAAAGUUUAUACUCGUCUGAGGAGAGAGAGAGAGGUGCACGCGGAAGUUACGAGAGACUUUAACCACUAAAAUAAACUCCAACUAACACUACAAAUCAAGUCCUGUGAGUGUUCAGACAGUGAUUCACAUGUUAAAGUUAUCUCUCAAAUUAAGACUUUUAAUGAAGAGGAAUAACUUUUAAGUUCACAGCUGAUGCAGAUGUUUAAUAACUAAAGAUCAUUUAGAUAUGACUGCAAAAAACAACCACAUUUACUCAGCUGUUUAAACGUUUUUGCACGUUUCGAAUCAAAAUCUUCUUGACGUGCCAGUUGGAACUGUCAAUUGAAUAAUGAUGAUAAUUUUAUGCACAUCAGGAUAUCCGAAUCGAUUAUUAACGUCACUGCUGUGUCAGUAGUUCAUGUGCAUAUGAAUAUUAAUCAAUACAGACGUCACUAUGAAUGACAGCUCAUCAACACUAGCUGACUCAGAUCAGGUCAGAUGGGUGUUGCCAUGAGGGUGAUUGUGCCUUCAUCAUCCUCCUUCUCCUUAAUUAUAAUUAUAUUCUUCAGAUUCAGUAAUAUGGGCUAGGCCGCUGAGAGAUGGAUACUAGUCUGACAUUCACAGUAAAUUAAUGCAUUUUAUCAUUACGUUUGAUUAAAUGAAUAUUCACCCCAUAGUGCUGUGAAAAUCUGCUUAAAAUCUGUAACUGUCCAGUAAUUGUCAGAAAUAGACUUCCACACUCAUUCAGCAGUCAAUGCAUGAGACUGACAAGGGGAUCUGUUGUGGACGUGGAUCGUGUCCCAUCACUGGACCGUCCUUUGUGACACUGAAGGAGGACACGUUCACUGAGGACCUUCCCACCUCUCCCGCUCUCAGACUGAGUCCGGCACUCAUGCCCUUAUGGGGCAGCAGCCGGGGAAGUUUGCCGGGGACCAGAGGAGACCGAGUCUGCCAGUGCUGCCCUUCAUCAAGGGUGCCGUGAAGAGAGAGACUACACGGCAGGGAGCCCAACACUGUAAUGUGUUCACCGUUCAUGAAGCUUUGCAGCGGCCGGAUUUCGAGCCGUCUGGUCUUUCUGAAGCCGCACGCUGGAACUCCAAAGAGAAUCUGCUGUCAGGACCCAGUGAAAAUGACCCCAACCUGUUCGUAGCACUCUAUGACUUUGUGGCGAGUGGUGACAACACACUGAGCAUCACCAAAGGGGAAAAGCUGAGAGUUCUGGGAUAUAAUCAUAAUGGAGAGUGGUGUGAAGCGCAGACGAAGAAUGGACAGGGCUGGGUGCCCAGCAACUACAUCACACCCGUCAACAGCCUGGAGAAGCACAGCUGGUAUCACGGACCUGUGUCGCGUAACGCCGCAGAAUACCUGCUGAGCAGUGGCAUCAAUGGCAGCUUCUUGGUGAGGGAGAGCGAGAGCAGUCCGGGACAGCGUUCCAUAUCGCUGCGCUACGAGGGCCGAGUCUACCACUACCGCAUCAACACUGCCUCGGAUGGCAAGCUGUAUGUGUCGUCUGAGAGCCGCUUCAAUACGCUGGCGGAGCUGGUUCAUCAUCAUUCCACCGUAGCAGAUGGCCUGAUCACCACAUUGCAUUACCCAGCACCCAAACGCAACAAGCCCACCAUCUACGGCGUCUCGCCCAACUAUGACAAGUGGGAGAUGGAGCGGACUGAUAUCACCAUGAAACACAAACUGGGUGGAGGGCAGUACGGCGAGGUGUACGAGGGCGUGUGGAAGAAAUACAGCCUGACUGUGGCUGUGAAAACACUAAAGGAAGACACGAUGGAAGUGGAGGAGUUUUUAAAAGAAGCUGCAGUCAUGAAAGAGAUUAAACACCCAAAUCUGGUGCAGCUGUUAGGUGUCUGCACACGAGAACCUCCCUUUUAUAUCAUCACAGAGUUCAUGACCCAUGGAAACCUGCUGGAUUACCUGCGUGAAUGUAAUCGUGAGGAAGUCAACGCUGUGGUGCUGCUGUAUAUGGCCACACAGAUCUCCUCUGCGAUGGAGUACCUGGAGAAGAAGAACUUCAUCCACAGGGAUCUAGCUGCCCGAAACUGCUUAGUUGGGGAAAACCACUUGGUUAAAGUGGCAGAUUUUGGACUGAGUCGCCUGAUGACGGGAGACACUUACACAGCUCAUGCAGGAGCCAAGUUUCCCAUUAAAUGGACUGCACCAGAGAGUCUGGCCUAUAACAAGUUCUCUAUAAAGUCAGAUGUGUGGGCAUUUGGGGUCCUGCUUUGGGAGAUUGCCACCUAUGGGAUGUCUCCAUAUCCUGGAAUUGACUUGUCCCAAGUGUACGAGCUACUAGAGAAAGAUUACCGCAUGGACAGACCUGAGGGAUGCCCAGAGAAAGUCUAUGAGCUCAUGAGGGCCUGUUGGAGAUGGAACCCUGCAGAGCGUCCUUCUUUUGCCGAAACCCACCAAGCGUUUGAGACCAUGUUUCAAGAAUCCAGUAUCUCUGAUGAGGUGGAGAAAGAGUUGGGGAAGAAAGGUAAGAAGCUGACAUUAGGCUCGAUACAGCAGGCACCAGAACUUCCCACCAAGACAAGGACACUGCGAAGGCAUAUGGACAGUAAGGAUGGGGACAGUCCUGGUAAGCCCUACUUUUUCUAUAUUCACAAUCAUAUUCAUACUGAAGAAAUGUUUCUGGUAAUAUAUAUUGAUGGAUUUGUACCAUCUGCAGAUUCAGCAGAGACUGAAGUUGCUGGGCCUCCGAUGCUCCCAAGGCCACUUCUUGAUACCAAUUUGAAUGAAGAUGACCGGCUCCUAGCUAAAGAUAAAUUCAGAAUUAAUCCCUUCAGCUACAUCAAGAAAAAGAAGAGAACUGCUCCUGCUCCUCCAAAACGUAGCAGCUCCUUUGGAAAGAUGGAUGGCCAUCUUGAUCAUAGAGGAUUGGGACAUGAUUUUAGAGAUGAGUUCAAUAAUGGGACUUCCACCAAUGAUGCCAUUCACAGUAUUGACACUUCAAAAUUGGUUGGUUCUAAUAAUACCACAGCUGUCGGAGUCAACAAUGGAGCCCUAGUAUAUCCUGGUCAGCUCUUCCCUCCUCUUUCACGGAGAAAGGGCACACCUACAACAACAGGUGGAGGAGGGAAACUUGCCACCACUCUUCCAGUGGAGGAAGAUCCUAUCUCAAACUCCAAGCGCUUCCUGAGGUCUUCUUCAGCAUCCAGCAUGCCCCCAGGGUCCGACCGUAAAGACUGGAAGUCGGUCACCCUUCCUCGUGACAUUCAGUCAUCUCAUUUUGACUCUGGUACCUUUGAACGAAAGCCAGCUCUGCCCCGCAAGAAAGGGGAUUGUAUCCCUCAUGGUGGUACCCUUACCCCACCACCACGCCUUCCCAAGAAAAUCGAGGAUACCUCCGAUGAGGUUUUAAAGAAUGCAGAAUCCAGUCCUGGAUCAAGUCCUUUGACCCUGACCCCAAAGAUAGGCCGUCAGCUACAGUUGGAAUGCUCCAAAACGAGUGCCUUGCAGGCUGAGCUGCUCAAGCCCAGUGUGUUUCCACCUCUAGGAGCAGCUGGGGAUGAAUGCAGACAUCGUAGACACAAAAUCUCUUCUGAUGUCCCUGUACAAAGAGAAAGAGACAAGGGAAAGUUUGCAAAACCUAAACCUGUUCCUCCUCCACCACCUGUCUCAAGCGCCAAAUCUGGAAAGACUUCAAGGAGUCUCACUCAUGAUGUUUCUUCAGAUGGUAAAGUCAAAGGCUCCUCUAACCCAAGUCCUCCAAGCUCUGGCUCCACAGAACAAGGCAGGGGUACUCUUUCCCAGGAGAGUGCCAAAAAGCUGCAAAAAAACACCUCAAAAUUACAGCCUCCAAAGACGUCGUCUACAUCACUAACCAGUCAGCCACUAGGUAUGGGAACAGGUUUGGCUCACCGUUUGUUACGGAAAACUCAACAGCCGUCCGAGAGACAUUCCAACUCUGCCAUCACACGCGAGAUGGUCUUGGAGAGCACAGAACUUCUGCGGGCCGCUAUUGGCAGAAUUUCAGAACAGACCGGUAGCCACAGUGCAGUCUUGGAGGCUGGCAAGAACCUGUCUAAGUAUUGCGCGAGCUAUGUCGAGUCCAUCCAGCAGAUGCGGAACAGGUUUGCUUUCCGUGAAGCCAUCAAUAAGUUGGAAAGCAGCCUUCGAGAGCUACAGAUCUGCCCCACUGCCACUGGAGGAGCCAGUGCACAACAUGACUUUUCAAAGCUGCUUUCCUCCGUUAAGGAGAUCAGUGACAUUGUUCAGAGGUAGUGGAGAAGAUCUUCACCAGAUUUCUUGAUGCGAUAGAAAAAUGUCUUUCAUGGAACAGAAAUCCAUAUGUCUGGGGCUUCUCUGAAUUGGCUGUGGCAUAAUGUACACUUCAGUUUAAUAAACCCACCUCGCCUUUUCUCACGGCAAAUACGGGAACAUUCACAAAUGUGUCUUAUUACUGUGCACAGAAUCAGAGUUCUCUGUUCCACAAGAGUCUGUUUGCCCAUCUUAUGGUAGCCCAGGUCCAGGUAGCCAAGUCUUAGUUACUUGAUUUUUUUCAGACUGAGAGAGAAGUCGACUCUCUCAGUUUAUUCCAUAACUUGACUUUCUUCUCUGCUUUCUCAUAGUAUUAGCAGAAUUAGUUUCACAGCAUUACAGGUGAAUGACAGGAAUGACUUAUCUCACAUUUUCAAAAUCCAACAUUUUUAGGGAUCAAAUAUAUAUAUAUAUAACAAAAGAAACUGUUGAUUCGUCAAACUGCCUUAGCUGUUUUUGCUUUCUUGUCAUUGCAAUUGUUGAAGAAAAGGGCUUUGUCGUGUGAUGUGAAUGGUCCCUGUGAUAUGAGGAACUAUAGUUUCAUUUUGAAACUGACUGAUUAUGUAUUGUAGAAUUGCAACACUGUGCCAUGAAUGACAUUUCACAAAUGGAGUUGUAAAGUCUGUACAGUUGUUCCAUCCCUUACUGGCCCAUUACGGGCAUUUUAAACUAGUGUUCCUUCAGCACAAUCACUAUAUAAAUGCCUUACCAAAACUACAUAGUGGCCUUAAAGGGACUUGCUGAACAUUAUGAAUCAUAUUUAUCAGAGAAUAUAACACUACUGUCUCAAGAAGCUGGAGAAAGACUUGGAAGCGAGAAUCGGAACUUAAGGAGCAAUGUUCAGUUUAUGUUUCGUUUUGUCAUUUCCUCUUUAAUUUACCACUUAAUGUCAUUUGCGAGUAUCCCGCACACCACUGACUGAACUCUGAAAAGAAUCACGGGGAGCGCCUCAGUGAACGUAAUAGUGUUUUCAAAUGACAGCGCUAACCAAAUGGCGUCUCCUAAAAGAGAUGAUCGCCAUUAAGGAUGUGGGAGUUAUACACUUAACCAACAAGCUGAUAAUUCAAUGAUUAUGUUGCUAAAAGUUUCCUAUAUUGUUUUACUUGUGUAAUGUAGAUAAUGCAGUUUUUUUUUUUCAGUAUUAGUUUAACACUUUGCCCUCUGACUGCGACACCUGAGGAUGAAGCCAACCACAAGCUGCCUUUAAUUCAACAUGAUACUACCAAUGUUGACAUUUUAUGUUUUGUCUCCUAAAAAUCAUGCCACUAAUUUUUUAUUUGUAUCAUGCCUCAUUCUUCUGUAGACUAAUUGCUAAUCUUUGUAAAUACACGUGACUUGUUUUCUCUUUUCAGUUGAUUCUUCCUGUAACCAUGGUGCCAUUUGUGUUGCUUCAAAUACAAAGCAAAUUUUCUACUUGAACAAUGAUAAGAGUUUGUGUUUCUGUCAGCAUGCUUACAUUUCUGUGUGCCUAUUCUGACAAUUCAGCAGCUUUAUCUUGGCAGUUGAGCAUUUGACACUCCAAGAAUAGGGU
Xyrauchen texanus (razorback sucker) is the source of this 5942-nucleotide messenger RNA. Its product is annotated as tyrosine-protein kinase ABL1-like. NCBI's taxonomy places the organism in Eukaryota, Metazoa, Chordata, Actinopteri, Cypriniformes, Catostomidae. The transcript is spliced from 10 exons. The record is from RefSeq and is a predicted model, not a curated record. Gene Ontology annotation, molecular function: protein binding; ATP binding; non-membrane spanning protein tyrosine kinase activity. The coding region runs from base 1040 to 4375 and encodes 1111 amino acids. Gene Ontology annotation, biological process: regulation of apoptotic process; protein phosphorylation.